Messenger RNA from Pieris brassicae (large cabbage white), 3935 nucleotides. RefSeq lists its product as uncharacterized. NCBI's taxonomy places the organism in Eukaryota, Metazoa, Arthropoda, Insecta, Lepidoptera, Pieridae. Bases 95 to 964 code for a protein of 289 amino acids. The record is from RefSeq and is a predicted model, not a curated record. The transcript has 7 exons.
UCGACGUGAACAGUCGUUUCUGUAACAGUGCACCAACUUAGUUACGUCAUAUUGACGAGUGAUUUCAGUGUUAUGGUGGUUCGAUGGUUUUGAAAUGGUUCGCCAUAAGGAAUCAAAGUAUGCUCUUACGCAUAUAUCUGCGAUAUUUUUGUGGCUGUUCGCGUUUAUUAACGGAAUGCACGCCGUGAAAAUAGUGAAAGUAGUUGUGCCGGAAAUAAUUCAGUAUGGUGUUGAGGACGCGGUGGUACUAGACUGUGACUACACAUAUGGUAACGACACAGCGGGCCUCAUGGUGAAGUGGUUCUUCAAGAACAAAGCGAGGCCCGUAUACCAAUGGAUUGCCUCGCAAAAGCCCCAAGAUAUGGGCAUAUUACGUGGCCGUGUGGACCUAACAUAUAAAGCCUCCAAUGACCCAUUAAAAAUGCACAGAGCACUACGAAUAGUGAAGCCAAAUACAGAUAUUUCGGGAGAUUAUACCUGCGUAGUCUCCACAUUUAUGGAGGAAGAUUCGAAAACAAAACAAAUGAUUGUCUUUGCGCCGGAGACGAACUUCCGGCUGGUGCAGAAUAAGACUGACGAUGACACAGUGAACGUCAUCUGUGCGGCGGAUGGGGCCUUCCCCGCCCCUAACCUCACUCUUGCCACACCUGAGCGGCACUUAGAUGGCGUAUCACAUCACCUAAAGCUAGUCAAUGGGCGGUACUCCGCUGUGGCGACAGUGACGCUACUCGACGCUGACCUGCCUUCCGCGGCUGAGUUCAUAUGCACACUUAGGAUACCGCAAGCCAAGUACGCAGUGCGGAAAGAGGCUAUUUACUAUCCAGGUCCUAUCAGUACAACACCAGAGAUGCCAACCGCCGCAGACAUGCAGUUAGCAGCAGCUGUUGGUUCAAGAGGUUCGAGUGUUCAAACAGCAUUAACGAUACUUACGUUGACAACUAUAGCCCAACUGUAUUUGUCAUAGAUAUCUGGAUUUGAGAUUGCUUUGCUGCGUUUCUCUAGUCACAACCAAAUGCUAAUAGACUAUAAUCAUAAAUUAGAUUAUACACGGAAUUGUAUUUUAUUUAAUUUACUAAAUAUAGACAAGUUAUGCACGAAUGACAAAUAUACUGAGAUCUCUUGAUAUUGUUUAUAUGGAAAGAUAAAACCUGUUAACCAGGCACACCACAUCAGUACCCAUUCCGAUCAUAUUUUCAUGGACGAGAUACUGUAUGAAAGAUCUGUGGUCCCGGUAACUUCAUAGCAAUACCGAUGGAGAUCUCAAUAACAAGUGAAAUCAGCGCUAAAGAUAUUCAACUGCAUCGACAUUGCAUACAGGUCGGAAUUGGUAUUGCACUUGGAACAAUAAAGGCGCUGGUUCGAAGUUGUUUCGUUGUGUUUUCGGUACUUUGUUAGUGUCAUUUUAGUUCAGUUUGCAAUGUAAUCUUUGAAGUCUAUUUACCGUAUCAUUCAAUGUCAUGAGCGUACUAUGAACGUGUGGGGUACGGAAACGAGCUCAUAACGGACCUCUACCCAUAGAAUUGUCCCACCUGUAUACUAUAACACGCUCCUAGUACUGACAUGGCACGGUGCAGUAAAAUAUUAAAAUUGUGACAUUAUUUUGUAGUAAUAUUAGUUUUUAAGGCAUAAAUUGCAUAUGAUUUUUCGUUUUAAACCAAAAAUACGUCAAAGACUAUAAUUUCAUUUUAAUAUAAGACUUUUUACCACUUAGCUUAAAAUAAUAUAUGUUAGUUAUGAAAAUGUACAGUUAUAAAAAAUAAUUUAUUCAUAUUUUCAAAGUAUUUUUCUUAUUCUAGCGUAAUGUACAUAUGGAUGUAUAGAUGAAUAGGAGGGCCUAAACGUUUUGGGUUUUAUUUUGAUCAUUAAUGUCAUUAAUAUGUUUACACACUACUUUGCAUUGGUAUUGAAUUUAAUUCAAACUAUUAAUAGACACAAGUGAUGAUUUUAGGCUACCUACUAGGUAAUAAAUUGUGUCAACCUUCAAGGAUCUUAAAUAUAGAUAUAUAACAUAAAAUCUAUGUUUUGGUUAUACCUUAAUAUCUGAAGUGAAAAUAUUAUUGACAUAUAAUACGCCUUCAAGCAACCACUUAUAUGAGACAGACUGGACGGCGUAGUUACUCACUUGAAUGUCAUUGAUUCGAAUUUCAUAAUGGAAAUAUAUUACCUUAUUAAACUAUGUAAACGUUAACUAAGUGAAUUUUUUAAGAGGAAUGGAGCUGCUUAUAAUUGUAAUACACGCUUAGAAACACGUAGGCGAUUGUAGCCUUACGAUAAUUUCUUUAAAUGUUUGACUUAUUUUGCAAAUUAAUUUCCAAAUAAAAUUAACAUUUCUUUGAAAAAAUAAGUCAAUAAUCGUAUUAAUGUUCAUUAAUUUAUAACUUGAGUAAAUUAUGAAUAAUUUUGUCAUUAUGGGCACGAGUCUGGGCCGAUUAAAUGCAAUUAUGUCUGAAACAGUAUAACUGGGUCAGGGACAAGAUAAAUUACGUUAUUAAUUUAUAAUAAUUUUACAGAUAAUUUAAUUCAAAAAGCGUAAUUCGCCGGAUUUUUGGGAUUUUAGUCGUGCUUCAAAUGGUUCCUUUGUAAGCAAUAACGAUUAUUUCAAUUACCUCUAUGGGUAAGAAUAGAGUCGAGACUUAGCUCUGAGUAAAAAAAUAUAUAUUUAUUAUGGAAUAUUUGAUACAGGCAUCAUUUAUUCCACGUCAUUAUAUUUGAAUCAGUAAACAUCCCUACUCAUCGGCAAAGAAGGCAAAGUAUCUUACCUUAAUUGUAGACUGUCUCAAUUAUAAAAAAAAUAUGUUGAACAUCUAAGAUGCAAUUUUCUUUUCUUCUAAAUUUACUUAUGAUAUCCGGCAUAGGGGACAGUUCAACUUUAAUUUAAAAUUAACAGCCGUACAUAAUCUUACAAUAACGAUGCUGUUACAACUUUAUGCCUUUGUAAUUAAAAAGUAAGUUUAGUUUUGUUUUAAAAAACAAUAGUUUUGGUUUGUGGGCUUUGGUAUAUUUUUUAGGUUUUCGAUAAUAAUAAUUAAUUUGCCAUGAAUAUGGAUCAUAAGAUGGAUGUCUUGCAAAGAACUGCACUGGCUUAAUGGCAUUAAGCAUUUAAUUAACAUCUCUAAGUACGGCUGUUAGUACCGUACUUUAUGUCUACGUUUAUUAAUGUUUGUUGAAAUGUUAACCGUGGAUAAUUCACGGUAUUUAAAGAUUAAACGAUAUACGUAUAUAUUAUGUACAAAAUUAUAUACUUUUGGCCUUAAUUAAAAUCUUUGGGGGCAUUUGCCCCUUUCAGGGUAACUGUUAAUUUUGUAACUGUUUAUGUUUAAAGCAAUGUUAUUGCCCUUAUUCUAGUAUUUAAAAUUAAAUUACUUUGUACAAGUAUCAUAUUAUAAACAUUAUCAUUGUAUAAAUGCUGAGUAUAAAAAGCCUGCUAUAAAUACUAUCUCAUGAUAGUAUUAUGAUUUUAAAAAUGUAUUAAAACAAAUUGCUACACACAUGUUUUUAGCUAAUCAUGUCCUUCACUCAUCAUUUGUCUCAUUGUUUUUAUUAACUAACUUUUGUUAUAAGCUAAAGUAACUUCGACACAGGAAAACAAUUGACAGUUAUUUGUGACAAGAAAUACGACCUAAAUCAUCACUGUCUGUCGUUUCGCAACUGAGUGCUUAAGCCAUAAGCCGCGUACCACGUCCCUCUGUUUUAAAAACAAAACUUUGUUUGACAUAGGUCGGAAAAUAUGUGUGUUACAAGCUGUUCUUGUAUUAAAUGUAUAAUAAGCUUACUCUGUAAUACUGCAUCCGUUCAUGAAUAAGGGCUACUGUAAAUAUUUGUACGCAUUUAGUUUUGUUAGGACACAUUCGCUGUGCAUAUGCCAUGUAUGGAUAAGAUCCAAUGAAGACUUUUAUUGUGAGAUUUCUUAAAUAAAUUGAAGGGUCGUUGUGUAA